AUGGAAGAAUCUCUCGAACUGGUGGACUCUUCGUCGGAAGCAACCGCAGACGAAGAAGAGGCCAGUUUGGUCUGCGACGAAGUCGAUCUGCGGGAUGUUUUGAGCACCGAAAUUGAGAUCAAAGAAGAGGAGGUCGAGCUGGACGAGGGAACGUUCCUUCCGGCUGAUGAUACUCCGGACCCGAUCGGUGGCGACGCGGCUCGGUACGAUGAUAGUGAAACGGGUGCCUCGACGGCGUCUGCCGAUGAAGCCGUUAGAAAGGAAGCAUUGGAGUUUCGGAGUCGGAAGAGGAGGGGGAAGAAAUCCGGCUCGUCGACAGAGUCAGCGGAUGAAGUUGGUGGUAAAAAGAAGCGGAGGGCCAAACCAGCAUUGACGGUGAAGAGUAAGAGGAAGCGAAGAAAACCUAAAUUUGAUGGAUUGGUCAUGCCACGGUUCGUUCCCGGAAUGAUGGUCCAGCGUAGUAAGAAGUACCUUUGUCUGGAGUGUGGCCAGCAGUUUGAUUCGAUAUUUCGGUUUGCGACUCACACGAAACGGUGGCAUUUGGCGGCGUUGCCACGAUAUCCACACUGUUGCUUCUACUGUCCGCGGAAGUUCCAGGGGAAAAGGGCCUUGCAUCGGCACUUGCUGAUUCACAGCCGGCUGGAGCCGUUGCGAUGUCCCAUUUGCCGCGGUACUUAUCACUCGGCCUUUGGGAUGGCCACCCAUUUGGAAAUUCAUAAAGCUGAAGCUUUAACUGUUCAAAAGAAACCGGAAGUUACGCAGCAGAACUUUAAGAAUUCAAUCUACUCGAAAAAUGUGACUCCCCUCGACAACGUUUGCUUCGUUUGUGGCGCGACGGAAGCCUCGGAAGAUGACCUGAAGACUCACCUGAAGACCGCACACCAAGGAAUGCUCCAGUGUAAAGCAUGCUACGAAAUGGUCCCAACCGCCGCGGAGUUGCUCGACCACGUCGACACGGUCCACAACAAUCAGGCCGAGCUUACGUACUACCGCUGUCCGCUGCAGCACUGUAGCCGGUCCUUCCUCUCCGCCGCAGAUGUGCGAAAACACUCGCAAGCUUGCGUCCCCCCGCCACCAAAGCCCGCAAGCCGCCCCCAUUCCGGCACUCCGAUGGUCUGUGACAUCUGCGGGCUGACCUACUACGAGCUGGACCACUUUGUGACGCACAUGCGCCUGCACGGGACGCUUUCGCGCGAGAUUACCGGCUACGGCAACUGCAAGUUGUGCGCGUUUGUGGUGAAGAGUCCGGGCGAGCAGGCCCUUCACAUGGUCCAGCGGCACGGGUACCGGGAUCGGUUGGCGUCGCUGGUUGACGCGUACGGCAAGUUGAACAUUGUGCCGCCGAAGGAGGUGGAGGAGUCUGGGGAGAGCAGUGACGGCGGUUGA
Culex pipiens pallens (northern house mosquito) is the source of this 1386-nucleotide messenger RNA. Its product is annotated as zinc finger and BTB domain-containing protein 49-like. Gene Ontology annotation, biological process: regulation of transcription by RNA polymerase II. Bases 1 to 1386 code for a protein of 461 amino acids. The transcript has 2 exons. Gene Ontology annotation, molecular function: DNA-binding transcription factor activity, RNA polymerase II-specific; RNA polymerase II transcription regulatory region sequence-specific DNA binding. The record is from RefSeq and is a predicted model, not a curated record. Gene Ontology annotation, cellular component: nucleus. NCBI's taxonomy places the organism in Eukaryota, Metazoa, Arthropoda, Insecta, Diptera, Culicidae.